AUGAGUACAGACACCAAGCCGGAUGGCGACAUGACGUCGUGCCUUAAUCUCAUGCGCCGCAUGCCACCGCGUGAAGUCGAAACAAAUACUUACCAUCUUACUCGCAUUGUUCCUUCACUUGCAGAUGAUUUGUACCAACGUGUGGAUCAACCGCUCCAAGUUGGUGUUGAUCCAGCGAACGGUCGAAAAUAUUUGCUUUGCGACUAUAAUCGUGAUGGAGAGUCGUAUCGCUCGCCAUGGACAAAUCAGUACCAUCCUCCACUUUCUGAUACUGAAAGUUUUUAUCCAUCUAAGACACUGCGAGGUCUCGAAAUUCAAGCAAACGAGAUCUUUGACUCCUAUCGUGAAUUGUACUACCAAGGUGGCAUUUCGUCUGUGUAUAUGUGGGAUUUAGAGCCAGGUUUUGCUGCAUGUUUCCUUAUAAAGAAAGAUGUUGAAGAUCAGCGAUUUGUACAGAAAGGAGAGUGGAAUUCAAUCCAUGUGAUCGAAGUUCAGGAGUGCAGCGACGUGUUGGAUAAAGGCGUGAAAAAAGCGACGUAUCGCUUGACAACGUCUGUGCUGCUGUUCAUGAAAGUCAAGAACUUAGAAUUGGGUCAUUUGACGCUUGAUGGAGCACUAACACGGCAGGCAGAGCGAGUAGUGGAAUUUCAAGAUCAAUUUGCGCAUGUGUCGAAUAUGGGGCGGAUGGUGGAGGAUAUGGAGAUUGAUAUGCGCUCGAGUCUAGAUGGACUAUAUAUUUCGAAGACUCGGGAAGUGAUCAAUGGCAUGCGUAAAUUACAGCAAGGACCGGCAAUGGCAAACCCAUUUGUCAAUGAAUUGACUGGCGCAGUACUAAACCACGGACAGAAGAAACAGCAAGAGUAA
This is a messenger RNA of Plasmopara halstedii, 864 nucleotides long. Its product is annotated as f-actin-capping protein subunit beta-like. Gene Ontology annotation, molecular function: actin filament binding. The transcript has a single exon. Gene Ontology annotation, biological process: cell morphogenesis; actin cytoskeleton organization; barbed-end actin filament capping. Lineage: Eukaryota; Oomycota; Peronosporomycetes; Peronosporales; Peronosporaceae. Gene Ontology annotation, cellular component: F-actin capping protein complex; cytoplasm. The coding region runs from base 1 to 864 and encodes 287 amino acids. The record is from RefSeq and is a predicted model, not a curated record.